AUGCUGCAGUGCCUGUGCGCCUGUGCCUGCUCCUGGGACGACCUGGCGGCGCAAUAUGGCGAGGCGCUUGCGGUGAUGGACCCGCACCGCUCGCCCGUCGUGCAGUACAGCUUUGCGCAGCUGGCCGACGCCAUUGCCCAGUUCGCGUCCGGCCUGCAGUCGCUGGGGCUCAGCAAGGGCGACAAGGUGUCGCUUUUCAGCGAGAACAGCAGCAGGUGGCUGAUUGCGGACCAAGCGAUCAUGAAGUGCGGCGCCGCCGACGCGGUGCGCGGCACCAGCAGCAGCCUGGAGGAGCUGCAGUACAUCAUGCAGCACAGCGAGAGCGGCGGGCUGGUGGUGCAGGAUGCCGCCACACUGGACAAGCUGCUGCCCGCCCUGGGCAGCUCCAAGCAGGCCUGCCCCAUGCGCUUUGUGGUGGUGCUGUGGGGCUCGCCGUCGGCGGCCGCGGCGGCGGCGCUGGGCUCCCACCUGCUCACCUUUGACGCGGUGAUGGCGCGGGGCGCGGGUCAG
Molecule: messenger RNA, 510 nt
Organism: Chlorella variabilis
Lineage: Eukaryota; Viridiplantae; Chlorophyta; Trebouxiophyceae; Chlorellales; Chlorellaceae
Exons: 6
Biological process (GO): fatty acid elongation
Cellular component (GO): chloroplast
Molecular function (GO): long-chain fatty acid [acyl-carrier-protein] ligase activity
Source: RefSeq, a predicted model, not a curated record